AUGGAGGUGCAGUUAGGGCUAGGGAGGGUCUACCCCCGGCCGCCUUCCAAGACCUAUCGAGGAGCUUUCCAGAACCUGUUCCAGAGCGUGCGCGAAGUAAUUCAGAACCCGGGCCCCAGGCACCCUGAGGCCACGAGCGCAGCACCUCCCGGUGCCCGUUUGCAGCAGCAGCAGCAGCAGCAGCAGCAGCAGCAGCACCAGGAAACCAGUCCUCGGCGGCAGCAGCAGCAGCAGCCUGAGGAUGGCUCUCCUCAAGACCACAGCAGAGGCUCCACAGGCUACCUGGCCCUGGAUGAGGAACAGCAGCCUUCACAACACCAAUCAGCGCCCAAGGGCCAUCCAGAGAGUGGCUGCGUUCCAGAGCCUGGAGCUGCUUCAGCCACCGGCAAGGGGCUGCAGCAGCAGCAGCCAGCACCACCGGACGAGGAUGACUCAGCUGCCCCAUCCACGUUGUCCCUGCUGGGCCCCACUUUCCCGGGCUUAAGUAGCUGUUCUACCGAUCUUAAAGACAUCCUGAGCGAGGCCGGCACCAUGCAACUCCUUCAGCGGCAGCGGCAGCGGCAGCAGCAACGACAGCAGCAGCAGCAGCAGCAGCAGCAGCAGCAGCAGCAGCAGGAGGUGGUGUCCGAAGGCGGCAGCAGUGGGAGAGCAAGGGAGGCCGCUGGUGCUCCCACCUCCUCCAAGGACAGUUACCUAGGGGGCAGUUCAACCAUCUCAGACAGCGCCAAGGAGUUGUGUAAGGCAGUGUCAGUGUCCAUGGGCUUGGGUGUGGAGGCAUUGGAACAUCUGAGUCCUGGGGAGCAGCUUCGGGGAGAUUGCAUGUAUGCCCCACUCCUGGGAGGUCCACCCCCUGUGUGUCCUUGCGCCCCGCUGACCGAAUGCAAAGGUUCUGUGCUGGAUGACGGCCCAAACAAGGGCACCGAAGAAACUGCUGAGUAUUCCCCUUUCAAGACAGGUUAUGCCAAAGGGUUGGACGGCGACAGCCUGGGCUGUUCUGGCAGCAGUGAGGCAGGGGGCUCUGGAACACUUGAGAUCCCCUCCACCCUUUCUCUCUACAAGUCUGGGACACUAGAUGAAGCGGCAGCUUAUCAGAGUCGCGACUACUACAACUUUCAGCUCUCCCUGGCCGGGCCGCCGCCCCCUCCGCCCCCUCCCCAUCCUCAUGCCCGAAUCAAGCUGGAAAACCCUCUGGACUAUGGUAGUGCCUGGGCGGCCGCAGCUGCACAAUGCCGCUACGGGGACCUGGCGAGCCUUCAUAGCGGGGGUGCAGCGGGACCUGGCUCAGGCUCACCCUCAGCCACCGCCUCCUCUUCCUGGCAUACUCUCUUCACAGCAGAAGAAGGCCAGCUGUAUGGGCCCUGUGGCGGGAGUGGAGGCGGUGGCACAGGCGAAUCAGGGUCUGUGACCCCCUAUGGCUACACUCGGCCACAGCAGGGGUUGACAGGCCAGGAAGGUGACUUUCCUCCACCUGAUGUAUGGUAUCCUGGCGGUGUUGUGAGCAGAAUGCCCUAUCCAAGUGCCAGUUGUGUCAAAAGCGAGAUGGGCCCCUGGAUGGAGAGCUACUCUGGACCCUAUGGGGACAUGCGUUUGGAGACUGCCAGGGACCAUGUCCUACCCAUUGACUAUUACUUUCCACCCCAGAAGACCUGCCUGAUCUGUGGAGAUGAAGCUUCAGGCUGUCACUAUGGAGCUCUCACUUGUGGAAGCUGCAAAGUGUUCUUUAAAAGAGCCGCUGAAGGAAAACAAAAGUACCUGUGUGCCAGCAGAAAUGAUUGCACCAUCGAUAAAUUCCGAAGGAAAAAUUGUCCAUCUUGUCGCCUACGGAAAUGCUAUGAGGCAGGGAUGACUCUGGGAGCCCGGAAGCUGAAGAAACUUGGUAAUCUGAAACUACAGGAGGAAGGGGAGACUUCCAAUGCCACCAGCCCCACUGAGGAGCCAACCCAGAAGCUGACUGUGUCACACAUUGAAGGCUAUGAGUGUCAGCCCAUCUUUCUGAAUGUUCUGGAAGCCAUUGAGCCAGGCGUGGUAUGUGCUGGACAUGACAACAACCAGCCUGACUCCUUUGCAGCCUUGCUCUCUAGCCUUAAUGAAUUGGGCGAAAGACAACUUGUACAUGUGGUCAAGUGGGCCAAGGCCCUGCCUGGCUUCCGCAACUUGCACGUGGAUGACCAGAUGGCAGUCAUUCAGUACUCCUGGAUGGGACUUAUGGUGUUUGCCAUGGGCUGGCGAUCUUUCACCAAUGUCAACUCCAGGAUGCUCUACUUCGCCCCUGACCUGGUUUUCAAUGAGUACCGCAUGCACAAGUCCCGGAUGUACAGCCAGUGUGUACGAAUGAGGCACCUCUCUCAAGAAUUUGGAUGGCUCCAAAUCACCCCCCAAGAGUUUUUGUGCAUGAAGGCACUGCUGCUAUUCAGCAUUAUUCCAGUGGAUGGGCUGAAAAAUCAAAAAUUCUUUGAUGAACUUCGAAUGAAUUACAUCAAGGAACUUGAUCGUAUCAUUGCUUGCAAGAGAAAAAAUCCCACAUCCUGCUCAAGGCGCUUCUACCAGCUCACCAAGCUCCUGGACUCUGUGCAACCUAUUGCACGAGAGCUGCAUCAGUUCACUUUUGACCUGCUAAUCAAGUCCCACAUGGUGAGCGUGGACUUUCCAGAAAUGAUGGCAGAAAUCAUCUCUGUGCAAGUCCCCAAGAUUCUUUCUGGGAAAGUCAAGCCCAUCUAUUUCCACACACAGUGAAGCUUUGGAAGCCCCCAUAUUCUCACCGUACCCCACUCCCCUUUUCAGAUAUCUUUUGCCUGUUACAACUCUGCACUACUUCUCUGCAGUGCCUUGGGGAAUUUCCUCUUUUGAUGUUCAGUAUGUCAUGAAGAUGUUCCUGAGUUCUAUUUGCUGCACUUUUUCCCCCUAUUUUCCUCCUUUCUUUUUUUCCCCUUCCUAUCUGACCCUCCCAUGGCUCUUUCAGACUCUGCUCCCUGCCAUGGCUCUUAUCUAUGUUUUGAAUGGUGUUGUAUUUCUUUAAAUCUGUGGUGAUCCUCA
Molecule: messenger RNA, 3033 nt
Organism: Hyaena hyaena (striped hyena)
Lineage: Eukaryota; Metazoa; Chordata; Mammalia; Carnivora; Hyaenidae
Gene: AR
Product: androgen receptor
Exons: 8
Coding region: 1-2733 (910 amino acids)
Biological process (GO): androgen receptor signaling pathway; regulation of DNA-templated transcription; male gonad development
Cellular component (GO): nucleus
Molecular function (GO): steroid binding; zinc ion binding; nuclear receptor activity
Source: RefSeq, a predicted model, not a curated record